CCAGUCGACCUCGAUGAAUUUGCGGAGGGAUUGGAAGGCCAAGGUUUCAAGGUCGACAAGAUCGAUCUUAACAGCAAGGCGAAAGUGCUUAAGAUGAAAUUGGAAAAGGCGGAGGCGGAGAGUAUGAUAGACUCGGUAAAGGGUAAUGAGAAAAAAUUCCGUCAAAAGAGGACCAUCUGCCUGAAAUGCGGAGGAGGAGGAGGAUAUAAAGGAGGAUAUGGUGGGUAUCCGAGCGGGGGUGGUGGUCAAUGUUCUAGAUGUGGAGGAGGUUAUGGUGGGCAUCGGGUAGCAGUGAUACCAGUUGUUGUCGUACCUAUUACAGGAGGAGGCCAUCAUGGAGGAGGCGGCUAUCCUCACGGCGGGGGCGGCGGCUGUAACUCUUGCGGCGGUGGCGGAUACGGCGGAGGUAGUUAUUCUCAAUCCUCAGCGUCGGCCCAGGCUUCAUCUGGAACCUGGGGAAAAAAAUGAGCAGAAUAAAUAUUAUGAUCACGUAAACGUAUUGCCAUUAAUGAUUUAUGCUGCCUUCAUGUUUAAUACACGUGUACAGUAAAAAAA
Temnothorax curvispinosus is the source of this 555-nucleotide messenger RNA. Its product is annotated as abscisic acid and environmental stress-inducible protein-like. The record is from RefSeq and is a predicted model, not a curated record. The coding region runs from base 94 to 468 and encodes 124 amino acids. The transcript is spliced from 4 exons. Lineage: Eukaryota; Metazoa; Arthropoda; Insecta; Hymenoptera; Formicidae.